This is a messenger RNA of Sander lucioperca (pikeperch), 1325 nucleotides long. RefSeq lists its product as uncharacterized. Gene Ontology annotation, biological process: nucleosome assembly. The transcript is spliced from 5 exons. Gene Ontology annotation, cellular component: nucleosome. Gene Ontology annotation, molecular function: DNA binding; structural constituent of chromatin; protein heterodimerization activity. Bases 50 to 1273 code for a protein of 407 amino acids. The record is from RefSeq and is a predicted model, not a curated record. NCBI's taxonomy places the organism in Eukaryota, Metazoa, Chordata, Actinopteri, Perciformes, Percidae.
CUACGCUCUCCGCUGCUGUUCAUCAGUUAACAAACUAGACUCUGACAGAAUGAGUGGACGCGGAAAAGGAGGUAAAGGACUCGGCAAAGGAGGCGCUAAGCGUCACCGUAAAGUUCUCCGUGAUAACAUCCAGGGAAUCACCAAACCCGCCAUCCGCCGUCUGGCUCGCCGCGGCGGAGUGAAGCGUAUCUCCGGUCUGAUCUACGAGGAGACCCGCGGUGUGCUCAAGGUCUUCCUGGAGAACGUCAUCCGUGACGCCGUCACCUACACCGAGCACGCCAAGAGGAAGACUGUGACCGCCAUGGAUGUGGUUUACGCUCUGAAGAGACAGGGCCGCACCUUGUACGGCUUCGGAGCUGAAGAACGUGUGGCCUUUUUCGCCACACAGGGAGCACUCGCUCUCACUUCGUCAGCUGUUGGCUUUAUGGCCCAGACUCCCACAUCUCCAGCACUUCACUGUCGGGCAAUCCUUCACCUGGUGGUCGGUCGCUUCACAGAUGAAGCAUUUGGUUAUCUGUCCAGUAUAGAUGAUGCGGCCGUUACAGGAGACUUCAGGAGGAGCGUUUCAGGUCUGCUGGGUACAGGGUUGGGUGCGAGGCUCCUGCAGGGUCGCUGGGUAAUUCUGCGGACCUCCAGGCUGCUGCUGUUGAUCAUGCUGGGCGUCACACCGGAGGGAAUCACCAAACCCGCCAUCCGCCGUCUGGCUCGCCGCGGCGGAGUGAAGCGUAUCUCCGGUCUGAUCUACGAGGAGACCCGCGGUGUGCUCAAGGUCUUCCUGGAGAACGUCAUCCGUGACGCCGUCACCUACACCGAGCACGCCAAGAGGAAGACUGUGACCGCCAUGGAUGUGAAGCAGGGGGCUGAGCAGAGGCUGCCUGUCUUCAACUACGUCCGCAGAAGGACUAUAUAUGUCUACGCUCUCCGCUGCUGUUCAUCAGUUAACAAACUAGACUCUGACAGAAUGAGUGGCCGCGGAAAAGGAGGUAAAGGACUCGGGAAAGGAGGCGCUAAGCGUCACCGUAAAGUUCUCCGUGAUAACAUCCAGGGAAUCACCAAACCCGCCAUCCGCCGUCUGGCUCGCCGCGGCGGAGUGAAGCGUAUCUCCGGUCUGAUCUACGAGGAGACUCGCGGUGUGCUCAAGGUCUUCCUGGAGAACGUUAUCCGUGACGCCGUCACCUACACCGAGCACGCCAAGAGGAAGACUGUGACCGCCAUGGAUGUGGUUUACGCUCUGAAGAGACAGGGCCGCACCCUGUACGGCUUCGGAGGCUAAAUCAACGACGACCUGAUCUAACGACAACCCAACGGCUCUUUUAAGAGCCACA